AUGGUCCUGUUGUCACUGGAAAUGCUUCUGAAACACCAGCAGCACCUGCAGAGACAAAGACAUGCCAUCGCCUACAGGAUGAAGAAGCUGGCAGCUAAGCAAGUGGAGUUAACAAAAAAGACGAACGCAGUAAAGGAGAAAAUCAGUAAAAAGUAUGAGGACAUGAAGAGGGUUCUGGAUGAGGAUCUCCGGAUCACGCUGACCCACCUGGACACAGAGCACGCAGCCACAACGAAGUUUGUGGAGGAGAGGAUAGAGGACUGCUACCACCUCACUCAGGAACUGGACCAGGAACUGUCCAACAGUGGUUCUGAUUUCACACACCUAAUGGGUGGUAUUAAGAUCAGUAAUUAUGUUUUCUUUUUACAUCUUCCACAGAAUGCUGUAACAGAAAAAAGAAUUUCUGAGACCCUGAAGUUGACUGACCCUGACCUGAUUCAGAUGGAUGAUUUCAAGAGCGAGCAACUACUGAGUCUUACCAUCAACUUGCUGCUCUUCAUCAGGUCCCAGGUCCCUGUCACCAAGAAACUGUUACAGAGCUAUGCCGCAGAUGUUGUCCUUGACGCCGACACUGCCCACCCCAAACUGAUCAUCUCUCCCAAAGGCAACUCAGCCACCUAUACUGACACCUGGCAGGAUGUCCCAGAGACUCCCUCCCGCUUUGACACCACCUUAAAUGUAAUCAGCCAGCAAGGCUUCAGCGAAGGCCGCAAUUACUGGGAGGUGGAGGUGAAAGGGAAAACGUACUGGGAGUUGGGGCUCACCCACCCGAGCAUCCCACGCAAGGGACGCGAGGAAGACUCCUGGCUGGGCCGAGGCAAAGAGUCUUGGUGUGUGGAACACUUUAAUGGAGACUACACAGCCUGGCAUGGUGGUGUGCAGCAUGAGCUGCCUCUGCUGGCAGGAAAACAGUUCACUCGCAUCGGGGUGUACUGCAGCUUCCCUGGAGGUUUGGUGUGCUUUCUAGGAGCUGAUACUAUGACCCCCCUCCACUGCUUCUGCGCUGGGACCUUCACCAACACCCUACAUCAAGCAUUAUGUCCUGGUCAUGAGAACGAAGGCACAAACUGGAAUCCCCUUAAGAUCUGUGAUGUGUCCCGAUCAGCUCCUAUUCUCUGAGGUGGAGCAGAAUUACUCAGUGCAUGUGUUGCACAUGCAUAUCAGCUGCCUGAUCUGACAUUCUUAACUUGUGACACAACAUCAGCCCUAGAUACUGUAAGUCAGGCUAGUCUAAAUUUGCCUAAAGGAAUUUUAAAAGCAUAUCUCUGUUUUAGAUUCUCGGAUCAUGUUGUUCACUUCCAGUCACUCGUGUUUUCUUUAUAGGUGACACACACUCUGUGACGUUAGAGCUGUUCUUCACCCUGUUUAUUUCCAAAAGCUUAUUGUAAAUGCUUUGACCUGAACCGGAAUACCCAGAUGAGGAAUUGCCAAAGACAGAAGUUGACAGGGCAUAGAAAAAGUCUUUAGGUAAGAAUUAAUAAUAUAUAACCUUUAAUUUGGUAAAGAUAGAUCUGCUUUUUAACAUUAAUCAAGUAGAUAAUCAGAGGGUGGCGAUGGUCCAACAGAUAAGACUAUGCCUUUGGUGUGAGAGACCUGGGUUCAAUCCCCCACUGUGACCCACCCACCAUUGUGUCUCUGAGCAAGACACUUAACCCCUAGUUGCUCCAGAUGUAUGCGACCUCUAACAUGUAUAGCAUAAUAAGUCGCUUUGGAUAAAAGCGUCCAAAUUGACCAAAUUGAACUUAGGAAGGAUAAUGCUGGUGACAUUCUAUAUUUUUCUUAUUGUCAGCAAGUCCAUUGAAAAUAC
Micropterus salmoides (largemouth bass) is the source of this 1807-nucleotide messenger RNA. RefSeq names its product E3 ubiquitin-protein ligase TRIM39. Lineage: Eukaryota; Metazoa; Chordata; Actinopteri; Centrarchiformes; Centrarchidae. Bases 1 to 1119 code for a protein of 372 amino acids. Gene Ontology annotation, molecular function: protein binding. The transcript is spliced from 6 exons. The record is from RefSeq and is a predicted model, not a curated record.